UUGUCCACCAGCAGCAGCACAGUGCGCCAGGCAGGCAGCGAGAGAACAGGCGUGGGGCACAACGGGGAGCGGGCACUACGGACCGGCAGCAACACUGAGUAACAGCCGCGGUUAUCUUAACUUGUCGGAGAAUAGCCAGUCGUUCAUUGGACAGGGGGAAACCCGUAUUAAGACCUCUUAGGACUGAGGGGUCUUGGUAAUUGUGUCAGUCGUUGAAAGGGAACUCCUUCACUGCCAAAUUUGGGGCUAACGUAACCGGUGGUGGUGGGGGGAAAAGAUGCAGUUCAAGUCCGACUCUGUGCGCCGCACAGUCCGCCUCAGACGCUGGUGAUGCCCUCCGUGCCGUGCGGGGAUCACCGCCCAGCAGCAGCAGUAGCAGGAGGGGGUCAGGACAACAGUGCGUCAGGGGGCCGAUGAUGAUGCUGGUAAGGUCGGGAUCAUGGCUAACGGAACCGGUACUAUAAUGUUAAAAUGCGUCGUGGUCGGAGACGGUGCAGUGGGCAAAACGUGUCUUCUGAUGAGCUAUGCCAAUGACGCCUUCCCAGAAGAGUAUGUACCCACAGUCUUUGAUCAUUAUGCAGUAAGCGUCAACGUUGGUGGAAAGCAGUACUUGUUGGGACUAUAUGACACAGCUGGUCAGGAGGACUACGACCGCUUGAGGCCGCUGUCCUACCCCAUGACCGAUGUCUUCCUCAUCUGCUUCUCAGUGGUAAACCCUGCCAGUUUCCAGAAUGUGCGUGAGGAAUGGGUGCCCGAGUUGCAGGAGUAUGCACCCAGUGUCCCCUACCUGCUCAUUGGCACCCAGAUCGACCUUCGUGAUGACCCCAAGACUAUUGCCAAACUGAAUGAUAUGAAGGAGAAGCCCAUACCCACUGAGCAAGGACAGAAACUAGCGAAGGAGAUUGGUGCAUGUUGCUAUGUGGAAUGUUCAGCUUUGACACAGAAGGGUCUGAAGACGGUGUUCGACGAGGCCAUCAUUGCAAUCCUGACACCCAAGAAAAAGAAGGGAGCUCUGAAGAGAAGACUGGGACCCCGCUGCAUCAACUGCUGUCUGAUCACGUGAUGCAUUAACCACAGAGAUCAUUCAGCAACCAACAAUAAACCAAACCUGGACUGGAGACAAAAGAGGGGUAAAAGAAAAAUGCACAGACAGCAGGGUGAGACAAAAGAGAGAACUGAAAAGGACAAAACAAGAGCAACUGUUAAGCUGCAGGGCUCUUGAAAGGCCAUAACUCUCUCCUGCUGUUCAACACAGGUUGAGGAUGCAGUUUACUACCAAAGGAGCACAAAACCCAAGUCUCUUCUUCUAUAAGACUUAUUGCCUCUAAAGUACCUUCUUUUAUAACCAUUUUUAAUCAGUUUUCCUGUUGUGAGCUGUCUUGCGAAAAACACAACACAAAAUGACAUUUCAGUUUUCUUCAAGAGAAAUGCUUCAUUUUAAAGAGUUCAUAUUAUUUCUGUUGUUUUGAAAGCUUUUUUGAUUAUUGAUUUGUGCAUUUCUCUAUAUAAGAGCAGAUCAGAGAACGCCUGCAGCUGAGAGAUAAUGAGAGGCUAACUUAAGUGACACUGUGACAGUGGCCAGGAUGCAUUUCUUGAUAUAAGGGCCCAGUUUUUCGAUUUAGAACUUGUGCUACAAAGACACUGUACAGACACAGUCUGUCUCCAAUUAUUUGCCAAUUGAGGACCUGCAAAUGAAAUCACAGAAGGUGCUUCGCGUUGUGUGGGUGAUAAUUAACACAAAUCAACAAUGAGUGUAACGCUGUGCAGACAACACAUUUUGGACCUAGAACUGUAUUAUUUGAAAGUUUUAGAGUCUUGCGUUUGCCUUAUGAAAACCCCAUUAUUUUAUAGUGUGGCAUGCCAAAACAUACUGUAAGUUACGGGCUGAGUUCUUCAUCAGGAACUGAAGAGGUUUAUUAUCCAUUUUUAAAAUAUAUAUUAUCCAGAAUUUAUGAUUCUACAUCUCUAAAGUAGAGAAGGUGUAGUCUGUGCAGAUAUCAUUUUGUCGGCUGAUGACUUAUCUCUUCAUUUUUGUUAUCCUGCAAUAAUAUGUUGUCCAUUUAUCAGCAGAAAGUUUAAACAGAGAAGAAGAGGGAUCUCAUUUUAGAAAUGACAACAUCCAAAGAAUCAAAUGCACACUUUCAUCAAAAUCAGGUGGCCCAACGUGAAUCACAGUCGGCGCCACUUCAUUUCCCGGCACACCAAAGCACAUUCCUCUGCUUUUAAACUGAAAAGGCUGAUUGAAGCACAGAAGAUGAAACACUGUUCCAUCAGGCACAAGUGUGAGCAUAGCACAAUAUCUUACCACGCACAAUCAUAGUCCAUCAAGUCUCGAAAAUACAUACAGAUAUCAGCUUUUCAGGAAAGACAGACUCAAGAAGGGGAUGCAGCAGCUUUUUAAGAGUUCAAACUUGACAUAGUUUUAACGAAAAUGUUUCUUACUUUGAGAUUAGUUGCUGUCCAGUAACUGUCAAGUCAAAGAGUCAGAGUUAAUAAUGGACCAUGGUCGACACAUAUGACCUGACACUUAAAAUGUCCAUUAAAAAGUCUAUUUCACCAAAAAAACACAAUAUACCUAAAAUUAGAACAUGUCAUGCCAAUUAUGUUAUGACUGAUGUAGCUAAUGUUAAAUAACAUUUGUUAGGUUAGCAUUAGUCUGACUCGCCACCCAUCAUUGGCCACGUAUUUCAACACACAUUGGCUAUCAGUCUGACAUUGAUUUAGCUUAAAAGUAGCUUGUAAACCGGCUAUUUAUGAAACAAUGUGGUCGUACGCGCCUACUCCAACUCCAAUCUCGCUUCACAAGUUGCUAAUUAAUUCUAUGCGCAUGGAAAAUGUAGUGUUGGCCCGGAUACCCGCUGGCAACACUGGAACCCCAGAACAAUUGCCACUUGCCCCCAGAGAGCCUUAUUGUCGGCCGCUAGGUUCCGAGACGGAAAUACUUAUAACUCUGAUGUUUCUCUCCCUGUACACGUAUAGGAACUAGAUGGGCAGACCUCCGUCAAGGCCAAAUGCCUAAUCUCGCAAUGUUAAUGAAAGUGAAAAAUAAUUUGUGUAUCCGCCCCGUGAUUCAGAUCGGCUCCAAAUGUUUAAAGGUUCGUCCUUGACCAAUACUACACCCUUCCACCUAGUUUCAUGAAAAUCGGGCCAGUGAAUCCUGUGAAAUUGAAACCAGCUUGUAGUAACUAAGUACUCCCAAUAGACUUUGCACACAAACUUAAUGGAUUUACCAAUAGAUGGUGCAACCCAAUCUGUAGAAGUCAAUCCUUCAAAGGUGUAUUAAUCCCAUCUUUUUAGUAACACUGUAGAAACAGGAUAUCCUAUAAGAAUUCAUUUAUCUGGGUAAUAAAGUCACAUUCUACGACAUUUCAAAUAGAAAUUGAGAUAAUAUGUGUAGUUUACCAGGAUUUGGAGAAUAGUUUAAAUACCUAUAAGCUCCCAAAACAAUUGUAUGCAACAAAGGUUUCAAGCCUACAUGUCUAUAAUACUGUAGAUUAUUAAUUGAGUUUGUGACUGAACUUUUGUUGCAAGCCAAAAAUAUCAGCUCUUAUUUUUAUGCAUUUAUCGGCUUUUUCUAACUUAAAAAAAAAAAAAAGGAUAUUAAUCAAAGGUGCCAACUCUUGCUAAAUGACUUGUGUUGAUAUUGUGUUGAGUCAGAUAUGAUGAUUGAUUAAAGCUUUAAUGUAAAUGGUGCUCCUCCUCUCUGUCCCAGCCUACGUUGUAUAACCGUCUUUUUGCGGGGUGAACAGCCUUCUCACUCGGACAGUUUUGCUUGCUUACGUUGUGUGAAGGUCCACCCUCAGGAUCCAGGACCUAAGUGCCGCAGCUACCAAUGCAUUCUCCCGUUGAUGCUUCUCUCUGCUCAAUAAAUGUGUUUACUGUGUUAAUAAGCAGGCUUGGAGGGUUUGACUUGGACAGCGGCAUAUCUGCUGUGGAAUGCAUUUGUGAAAUUAACUUUUGCAGUGUUUAUCCCUGGAACUACAGGCAUUCAUGUUCAUAAUGUGUCAGACAUCGCUGGGUGGACUCCAUAAACUGAAUUAAAGUCUGAGGCGUAUUUGAAUGAA
Molecule: messenger RNA, 4064 nt
Organism: Cottoperca gobio
Lineage: Eukaryota; Metazoa; Chordata; Actinopteri; Perciformes; Bovichtidae
Gene: rhoq
Product: ras homolog family member Q
Exons: 5
Coding region: 440-1063 (207 amino acids)
Biological process (GO): small GTPase-mediated signal transduction
Molecular function (GO): GTPase activity; GTP binding
Source: RefSeq, a predicted model, not a curated record